AUGCCACUUGUGGAAAGAAAGAAAUUGGAACAAGUUUUGGAAUAUCAAUCUAAUUUGUAUCAUCCUUCAUUCUCAAUAUCUGGAUGUGAUUUUUAUACGAAUCAGUUUGAAUUUGAAAAGGAUCAAUCACUUUUAUUUACAUUACAAGCACUGUGUUUACAACAGAUGGGUCAUCGAGAUGUUUCCACUCAACUCUACCUUCAAGGAAAACAAUUAUUGGGAAAAUACUUUGAUGACAUUGAUUCGAUAAGCGUCCUACUUUCAAUGAAAUUUACAUCACUCUAUUUACUGGGAGAGGGUGAAAGAAGAAAGGCCAGAGCCAUGAUGUUAAUUGUAAAAGCAGGUAUUGAUCCAUACCUUUUGAAAAACGAAAAGGUGAAGGAAAUUUCUGAUCUAGAACUGAUAUUGAAGAAUGCCAAAUCUUUUACAUCAUUAUUGAUUGAAUCUCAGCUAAAACUAAUUGACCUUUACCUAAAUGAAGAAUGCUACCCAGACACAUAUCUUUUCGAGGCCAUUGAGGAAUUGUCAAACCGAAAACUAAAAUUCACAGAUGAGGAAAGAUCAAGAGGAUGUAAAAAACUAGACAAGGAAACCUAUGAAAAGAUAAAGGGAUUUAUGAAAGCUUACAUGUCUCUCUCCAGAAUAUUUGUUGAGAGUGAAAGAAAUGACACAGAUAAUGCAGGUAAUUUGCUCAUGCUUAGUUUGAGCAUCACAACAAAGCAAAUUUGGUUAGAAAUUCUACUCAAUUCAGAUGAAAGUUUCAGAGAUUUGAAUGAAAUUCUUCAAAUUUCCAGUGAAAUUAUUAGAUUGACGAGGACUAAAUUCUUUCCCUAUCUUCAAAUCAAUGCUACUAAGGGAAUAAUUUUAGCUGCCACACUGAGGGCAAGUUAUUAUUACAAACUAGGUCCUAAUGAAAAUGUCAAUGAUGAUUUGAGAGCUCUUAAAUCACUCUCAACAAAGUACAAAUAUAUCCAAACAGAAUGUGUUGAUUUGAUGAAGGCACUUGAAACUCUGACAUACAUGUCAUUAAAUAGUGGAAGUUUAUCAAAUCCAUUUUCUGUGGAUGAAAUUUGCAAUUUUACCUCCAAAAUUGAACCAACAACAUUGAAAGCACCUACUGAAGGAGGAAUUAUUGUUUAUUAUAAUGACUAUGUAGAAAAUCACAGACCUAAUCUGAAUCAAGUGAUGAAGGAAGAUACUGAUCUUAUAGAUGAAUUAGUCAAUUGUCUAUUGGAUCAAGAUAAGAUUAAGAAGGAAGUUACUGAUCCUAUUCAACAAAAAGAGAGCUUGCAUUAUAGAAAAUUACAACUUGUGCAAACCUACCGAAAUAAGGCAACUGAUAGGCAGGAUAAUUAUCAAGUGAUUGAAAUGAUGAAGAAUAUUCGACUCUUUUACAUGUUGCAAUAA
Messenger RNA from Naegleria gruberi, 1407 nucleotides. RefSeq lists its product as uncharacterized. The coding region runs from base 1 to 1407 and encodes 468 amino acids. Lineage: Eukaryota; Heterolobosea; Eutetramitea; Acrasida; Naegleriidae. The record is from RefSeq and is a predicted model, not a curated record. The transcript has a single exon.